AUGGAUAAUCAUACUUCAGAGUUUCUUCUCUUGGAAUUCUCAAAGUUAUGGGAAAUACGGAUUAUGUACUUAACUUUGUUACUGGUACUCUAUUUAAUGACAAUAAUAGGCAAUUUUCUUAUCAUCUCUGUGGUUUCUUUAGAUUCACACCUUCACUCCCCCAUGUACUUCUUCCUGAUGAAUUUAGCUCUGCAAGAUGUUGGUUCUGUUUCAGUCAUCAUCCCCAAAGCUGUUUUCAAUUUGGCGAUGAAUAUCAGGUAUAUUUCCUAUUCAGGAUGUGUUGCUCAAGUCCUCUUGUUUGCCUUCUUUAUGGGUUGUGAUAUUGCCCUCCUUACUAUGAUGGCAUAUGAUAGGUUUGUUGCCAUUUGCAAUCCUUUGCAUUAUGAAAUGAUAAUGAACAAAAAGUUCUGUAACAAAAUGGUUGGCAGUGUAUGGAUUGUCAGCCUCAUCAAUGCUGGGUUGCAUACUAUUGGCACUUUCACUAAUCAUUUCUGCUCUAAUACAAUCAAUCAGUUCUAUUGUGAAAUCCCACAAUUACUUAAGUUUGCCUGCUCAGAUAUAUAUGUAAUUGAAAUUGGAUAUAUUAUAUUUAUUAUGAUAUUACUAUUUGGUUGCUUUAUUUUCAUCACUAUUACUUAUGCACAGAUCUUCUCUGUUGUUUCAAGAAUCCCUUCUGUUCAGGGAAGGAAAAAGGCCUUCUCUACUUGUUUUCCCCACCUCACAGUUUUCUCCAUAUUUUUGGUUGCCUCCUCAUUUGCUUACUUGAUUCCUCGACCAGACAAACCAUCACACUUUGAUUUUACUAUUACAAUAACCUAUUCCAUUAUUCCACCCAUGUUAAACCCAAUAAUAUACAGCAUGAGAAACAAGGACAUCAAAGUUGCUCUUUCAAAAAUUUUCACUCUGGGAAUUAGAAAAUGGACAAUGUAA
Protobothrops mucrosquamatus (brown spotted pit viper) is the source of this 930-nucleotide messenger RNA. Its product is annotated as olfactory receptor 14I1-like. Gene Ontology annotation, cellular component: membrane. The transcript has a single exon. Gene Ontology annotation, biological process: G protein-coupled receptor signaling pathway. The record is from RefSeq and is a predicted model, not a curated record. Gene Ontology annotation, molecular function: G protein-coupled receptor activity; olfactory receptor activity. Lineage: Eukaryota; Metazoa; Chordata; Lepidosauria; Squamata; Viperidae. The coding region runs from base 1 to 930 and encodes 309 amino acids.